This is a messenger RNA of Penicillium robsamsonii, 840 nucleotides long. RefSeq names its product LYR motif-containing protein. Lineage: Eukaryota; Fungi; Ascomycota; Eurotiomycetes; Eurotiales; Aspergillaceae. The transcript is spliced from 3 exons. Bases 1 to 840 code for a protein of 279 amino acids. The record is from RefSeq and is a predicted model, not a curated record.
AUGCAUAAAAUCCUAGUGCCCAAGUAUUCUGGAGCUCAUCGCUUUGCUUGCUUGGCACUUUAUCGAGCACUUCUCCGACAAUGCCGUCCUUCAACUGCAGACACCCCAUGGCUGAGUGAGAGCAAACCUCUCAUCCGACAGAAUUUCCGAAAAUACAAGAAAUUACAAAGCCCAUCACAAUCAGCAAAUGCCUUGAAGGCAGGCUACGAGGCUCUAAAUCUCCUCUCUUUGUCUCAUACCAAUCAGCAAGAUGCGCACCGUGUUACAACUCUCAUAGCCCAAGCCAGGUCACAGAAAGAUAAAUAUGCUGCGAUGCAAAGGAAAAUCCGGCCAGUAACACCGCCUGUCAACCCUCUUACGCCCAAGAAAGCCCGGAAGGAGAAGUCAAUUCGCUUCCAGGAGGAAACAUCCCAGCGACAUCCGAACGCCACAUCGAUUCUAGACCGACCACGGCCGUUGGGUGACAAGAAGCGCAAUGUCCCUGUACUUGUCAAUGCACGCGGGCUUCCGUUCUUACGAUAUAAGAAGCCGCAGCCGAGAAACGUUAGCAGUGUGAUACGAAAAAAGCUUGGGCGUCGGUGGAACUGGAUUGAGCGUCGAGACAGGCUAAAAAUAGAAUUACUUUUCGCCAAGGACGAAGAGGAGUGGGAUCGCAUCACCAAAACCAAGGAGCCAUCCACUUGGUCUGAGCAUCCUGCAAAUGCUAUAGCCGAUGUCAAUGCGAGAAUUGGACGCUUCGAUAUGCAGUCCAAAGAACUUGCAGAUAACAUGUGGAAGAUUGUUCUAGCUGAAAAGGCUUUGGCGGAAGAAGAAGCUAGCCAAAAGCAGCCAAAGCAAUGA